AUGGCGCGAUCGAUGAGGCUGUUUCUGAUUCGGCAUGGAGAGACGGUCGACAAUGUCGCCCAGCUCUAUGCCGGCAGCAGAGACUCUGCACUUACGGUCCACGGCUACCAGCAGGCGACGCGCCUUGGCCAGCACUUUAGGUCGCUCGACCUGACUCUUACACAUCUGUUCUCGUCGCACCUACAGCGCGCAGCCAAGACGGCUGGUCUGGUCAGGGAGGCCCAGCUGCAACCCAAGGGCGAUGCACAAUCUGCACGACCGGUACCCGAAGUCAAUCAGCUGCGCAUCCUGAUGGAGCAGGACUUCGGUGACCUCGAGGGCAGGAAGUGGUCCGAGAUGCAGGCCGAGCUGCAGACCAAGCCCGGCUUCGUUGGUGUUGAGACGAAAGAAGCCAUGGGCCUACGAGCCGAUGCCUUCCUCGACGAGCAUCUGCUGCUGUUGCUGGAGGAAACGGCAGAGGGAUCUGAUCCUGUGGUCGCCAUCGUCUCGCACGGCAUCUUCCUGUCGACACUCUGGAAGCGCCUGCUUCGGCGCCUGCCCGCAAGAAGUAUAUUGCUGUUACCCGAGUUACAAUCGACUGCCCGCCCAUCGUUGGAACACCUUGGGGGCUGGUCGAAUACGGGGUACUUGGAGCUGCACAUGACGCGAGACGAGGCAGUGAAAUCCUCCAUCGCAGAUCUAGUGCCUUCUCCGACGUCGAAGCCUGACGUGUCGCAACCUGUUAAGUCAAAGUCGCACGAUAACAUUGGUGCUGUCAAAGCACCUCAGGCUACUAUGCAGGAGGGCACCGGUGAGGCUGGAGUCUCAGCAGUCACCGUUCGCGAUGCCGUUGAUGCCCGGGACACGACGCUAAUUGCGUCUGCACCUCCCGCUCCUUCAAAUACGCGUGUGCCCGGGCCACAUAUCACCUGUGGCUGGACGACAACAAUCCUGACGAUCAACGGUAAAGAUCAUCUGAAAGAUCUCAAGCGUACUGGUGGUGGUGUGGGCAGUUCCCGCCACGAUGCUUCACAACAGGGCAUUGAACACUUCUUCAAGCGGCGUAAGCUCGAUUGA
Ascochyta rabiei is the source of this 1056-nucleotide messenger RNA. RefSeq lists its product as uncharacterized. The transcript has 2 exons. Lineage: Eukaryota; Fungi; Ascomycota; Dothideomycetes; Pleosporales; Didymellaceae. Gene Ontology annotation, biological process: negative regulation of glycolytic process; fructose 1,6-bisphosphate metabolic process; positive regulation of DNA repair. The record is from RefSeq and is a predicted model, not a curated record. Gene Ontology annotation, cellular component: cytosol. Gene Ontology annotation, molecular function: fructose-2,6-bisphosphate 2-phosphatase activity. Bases 1 to 1056 code for a protein of 351 amino acids.